Molecule: messenger RNA, 329 nt
Organism: Pterocles gutturalis (yellow-throated sandgrouse)
Lineage: Eukaryota; Metazoa; Chordata; Aves; Pterocliformes; Pteroclidae
Gene: PSMC3IP
Product: PSMC3 interacting protein
Exons: 5
Biological process (GO): homologous chromosome pairing at meiosis; meiotic joint molecule formation; meiotic strand invasion involved in reciprocal meiotic recombination
Cellular component (GO): DNA recombinase auxiliary factor complex; condensed nuclear chromosome
Molecular function (GO): double-stranded DNA binding; recombinase activator activity
Source: RefSeq, a predicted model, not a curated record
AGCUGAAGGACCUGAACAGCUCCAUGACAACACCUGAGAUGACCAGAGAGAUCACGGAGCUGAGGAAGGACUGCGCGAGUUAUGCAGAGAAGCUGGAGAGAAUCAAGUCUGCCACCAACCACGUUCACCCACCUCACCGUUUGCAGGUCUGCAGCGAGCAAAAGCUGUACUGCAAGGAGUGGCGCAGGAGGAAGCGAAUGGCAACCGAGCUGCUGGAUGCCAUCCUGGAGGGGUACCCCAAAAGCAAGAAAGAAUUUUUUGAGGAGGUCGGGAUAGAGACGGACGAUCACGCUGCCGGCGGCCCCCUGAGCUCAGCAGCAGAGCCCUGA